UGGCAAUCGCCGUUAAGGUCAGCGGGCUUCUAAGUCAGUCGGCCAGUCCAUCCUCGCGAUCGAUCAGCUGUCGAUCGGAUAGAAUAUCGUUAAAGAAGAAAACAUCAAGGAAGGAGAAACGAUGCCGGACGCGAAGAAGAGAGUAUGCAUCGUCGGUAGUGGCAAUUGGGGCUCUGCGAUCGCGAAGAUCGUUGGCGCGAAUGUUAUGAAGUUCAACAACAUAUUCGAAACUCGAGUGACAAUGUAUGUGUAUGAAGAAAUCAUUAAUAAUGAGAAGCUUACUGACAUCAUCAACAAUUUGCACGAGAACGUUAAAUAUUUGCCUGGACACAAACUUCCGGAAAAUGUGGUCGCCGUACCUGACGUCGUGGAAGCCGCAAAAGACGCUGACAUCCUUAUUUUUGUUUUACCUCACCAGUUUAUUCGUACAUUAUGCUCGACGCUGUUGGACAACAUAAAACCGACCGCAGUAGGACUUUCUCUCAUCAAAGGUUUCGGCCGAGGCGAAGGAAACAAUAUCGAGUUGAUCUCCAAAAUUAUCGAAAAGAAUCUUAGAAUACAGUGUAAUGUUCUAAUGGGUGCCAAUCUCGCGAACGAGGUCGCCGAAGAAAAAUUUUGCGAAACAACGAUUGGAUGUAAAGACAAACGACUAGCGUCGGUGCUGAGGGAUCUCAUCCAAACUUCUAAUUUCCGAGUAGUCGUUGUGGAGGACUGCGAGCCUGUGGAAGUUUGUGGAGCUUUAAAGAACAUCGUGGCGUGCGCAGCCGGUUUCGUGGAUGGUCUUGGAUUAGGCGACAACACGAAAGCCGCGGUGAUCCGACUAGGGCUGAUGGAGAUGGUAAAGUUCGUAGAUACGUUUUACAGUGGCUCCAAGCUGUCCACGUUUUUUGAAAGCUGCGGCGUGGCGGAUCUCAUCACCACUUGCUAUGGUGGGAGGAAUCGCAGAGUCUGCGAACAGUUUGUGAAGACUGGAAAAACCAUCAGAGAACUGGAAGACGAGCUGUUAUCCGGACAAAAGCUUCAGGGGCCAGCAACUGCGGACGAGGUCCACGAUAUGUUGAAGUCGCGCAAUCUGAUGGACAAGUUCCCUCUGUUUACCGCAGUGCAUCGCAUCUGCACAGACCAACUGCGACCGGCAGAUCUUAUCGAUCAAAUUCGCAGUCAUCCGGAGCACGUGAUGAAACUAGCGGAAGAAAACGCAUAGUUACUAAAGAUAAACAAAACAUGAAUUGGCCUAGUAUAGGUGCAGUCUGAGACAGU
Odontomachus brunneus is the source of this 1260-nucleotide messenger RNA. Its product is annotated as glycerol-3-phosphate dehydrogenase [NAD(+)], cytoplasmic-like. The record is from RefSeq and is a predicted model, not a curated record. The coding region runs from base 122 to 1204 and encodes 360 amino acids. Gene Ontology annotation, molecular function: glycerol-3-phosphate dehydrogenase [NAD(P)+] activity; NAD binding; protein homodimerization activity. NCBI's taxonomy places the organism in Eukaryota, Metazoa, Arthropoda, Insecta, Hymenoptera, Formicidae. The transcript is spliced from 8 exons. Gene Ontology annotation, biological process: glycerol-3-phosphate catabolic process; carbohydrate metabolic process. Gene Ontology annotation, cellular component: cytosol; glycerol-3-phosphate dehydrogenase (FAD) complex.